AUGGAUGAUUCAUCUUUACCUAUAUAUGAUUUUAUUGUCGUGGGUGGUGGAACCGCUGGGUAUGUCGUCGCGGGAAGGCUGGCAGAGAAUCCCAAAGUGAAGAUCCUGGUCAUUGAAGCGGGAGAAGGAAACCCUGAAGAUAUCACAGAGAUUACAACGCCUGCUCGAGCAUUCGAACUCCGAAACAGUAAGCAUGACUGGGCUUAUCGAACGACUUUCGUGGACAAGCCCGAUUACGAACGUGUCGAGAAAUCAAACACUCGUGGUAAGAUCCUUGGCGGAAGCAGCAGCUUGGAUCACUUCACCUGGCUCCGCGGGAGUAAGAGCACAUUUGAUGCGUGGAAGGAGUGCGGUGGAGAUGAAUGGACUUGGGGCGAGGGCCAUCGUUUGAGAGAAGACAUCUAUAAUGGGAAGGUGGAAGGUUUGACCCAUUGCAUUAGCACACUAUACGAUGGCAUCCGAACCAAUAGCACAGUGUACCUGAAUGGCAAGGAUAAUGUCGAGUACAUGUAUUCCAGCGUUGCGACAAAGAUCAAUUUUGAAGGCGAGGAGGACGAUACAGCGGUUGUAUCAAGUGUGAUUGUUGUCGAUAAAAGUCAGUCGCCACAAAUCGUGUUGGUGAGAAAGGAGGUCAUCAUCGCCGGUGGUGUCUUUGAGACCCCAAAGCUGUUACUUCUCUCUGGCAUCGGCCCCAGGCGUGAACUGGCGCGCCAUGAUUUGCAACCCGUGAUACAUUCUGAGCAUGUGGGGAAACAUCUCCUCGACCAUCCGAUUCUGCCGCAUGUGUUCAGGCUGAAAGAAGGCUUGGGCCUGGAUCAUAUUCUCCUUCGAAAGGGGCGUCACCACGACCACGCUGUCGAGCAGUAUGAAAGGGGCAAGAAGGGUCCAUUGGCGAGCGGGCUUCUUGAAAUGGUGGCCUUUCCGCGCAUUGAUGAACGACUCAAUAAUUAUGAAAAAUAUCUCAUAGCUAAAGAGGAAAAUGGUGGCAAGGAUCCAUUCGGGGCUGGAAGUCAACCCCAUUUUGAAAUCGACCUCAUUCCUAUGUUCUGCGAUGCAUUCCAGUGGCAUUUUUCUAUUCCCACAGAGGGAGACUGGCUAACUGUCAUCGUCAAUCUCCUUCACCCGCAAUCAAAAGGUGGGUAUGUCCGACUGAACUCGACAGACCCACGGGAACAGCCCGAUAUUAAUCUCAAAUACUUUGACAAUGAUCUCGAUGUUCUCGCUUUGAGAGAAGGAGUACGUUUUAUCGAUGAAAUUCUCAUGGAAGGGGACGCAAUGAAAGAUAUCAUUGGCGAAGAUUAUCCGUUUCCCAUGCCCCGUGAGUCGGACGAAGAAAUGGAUCGGUUCAUAUUGGAUCGAGCGCAGACUGGAUACAAUCCUUGUGGUACUGCUAGACUGUCUCCUGACAUUUCCCAAGGAGUAGUCGACCCCGAGCUGAGAGUUCAUGGGGCCAAGAAUCUCCGUAUUAUUGAUGCUUCGAUCAUUCCGGUGAUUCCUGAUUGUCGAAUCCAAAAUGCAGUUUACAUGAUUGCAGAAAAGGGGACCGACAUGAUCAAGAAAGCUUAUCCAGACUGGUAUGAACGAUAA
Molecule: messenger RNA, 1587 nt
Organism: Penicillium soppii
Lineage: Eukaryota; Fungi; Ascomycota; Eurotiomycetes; Eurotiales; Aspergillaceae
Product: GMC family oxidoreductase
Exons: 6
Coding region: 1-1587 (528 amino acids)
Molecular function (GO): flavin adenine dinucleotide binding; oxidoreductase activity, acting on CH-OH group of donors
Source: RefSeq, a predicted model, not a curated record